AUGAGUGGAAACAACCCGAACCCUUUUGUCAGGAGACAAGUCCAGCCAGCCAACACUGAAGCGUACUACCAGCAACCACAAAGUCAACAACCCCCUUUCGUGAAUACACCGUUUCAGCAGGGAAAUACUGAGUUUCCGGGUUUCAGUUCAAGCACCUUACCGACAAUUAAUACAGGAAAUGCCGUGUUUGAUAUGGCGUUUAACCAGACAACCAAUCUCAUGAAAUCCAAGUGGGAUAAUUAUACUCCCGAAGCGACCGGUUUGUGGAACAAUUUUAAGAAGUACUUCCAAGUCAGCAAUCAGUACGUCGUUGCAAAAUUGAGACUUAUUUUAUUCCCCUUUAUGUCUCAAUCCUGGAAACGCCUUAUAACCGUUGGCGAGGAUGGUCAGAAGUACUACCUCCCGCCUCGUCAGGAUGUUUAUGCCUUUGACUUGUACAUUCCGUUGAUGGCGAUCUUUACAUUCAUCGUAACUGUCGGUUUUACAGCCGGAACCAAAGGAAUCUUCUCCCCUCAAAUCAUUUCUACUUCCCUCUCCGCCUGUUCCGUCUCGAUCAUUCUCGAGCUCCUCCUCUUGAAGCUGAUUCUCUUCCUCAUAAGUUGCCCGGCGCCCAUUCUGGACCUUCUUUCUCUGAUUAGCUAUAAGUUCGUCGGUCUGUGUAUCAACUCCGUGAUCUACUGCUUGUCGCACAACCGCACCUUCUACACUGUGUCUCUUCUCUACACGGGAAUGCACUCGUUGAAGGCCAUCGUGUAUGAGGAGAAGGAACAAGAGCGGAAGAAGCGACGAUUGCGAAAUUACUUUGUGUUAUUGUGGGAAUGGAGGGGAGAAGUGAGGUGUAGAAGUAGCGUGAUGCAGGUCGUGUUGAUGUGGUUGCUCGGGCGCUAUAUGGGAUAA
This is a messenger RNA of Blastocystis hominis, 897 nucleotides long. RefSeq lists its product as hypothetical. Gene Ontology annotation, biological process: endoplasmic reticulum to Golgi vesicle-mediated transport. Lineage: Eukaryota; Bigyra; Opalinata; Blastocystidae. Gene Ontology annotation, cellular component: COPII-coated ER to Golgi transport vesicle; endoplasmic reticulum-Golgi intermediate compartment; Golgi membrane. The coding region runs from base 1 to 897 and encodes 298 amino acids. The transcript is spliced from 7 exons. The record is from RefSeq and is a predicted model, not a curated record.